UCACACCUCCAGAAGGAUACAGCAACUUCGCCAUGAGCCAGACACAAUGCGCUCACCACCAGGCUUUCGUUUCCUGUGAUCUCACUGGCGUUCCCAGCCCUGACACUCCCUGCAAAAGAUGUCAGCAUCCAAAAGAGAAUUGGUUUUGUUUGUCCUGUAAGGACAUCUUCUGUAGUAGUAGUGUGUAUGGACAUUUCAUUCAGCAUUAUCAGGAGACAAAGCAUUGUCUUUCCGUCAACUGCAGUAACAAUUUAAUUUACUGUUACUCCUGCCGUAAAUUUCUAGAUGCGGAAGUGAUCCAAAAAUUAUGGGCCAAGGGUCGAUCAUCUUCAUCCAAGCUAGAGAGCAUUGAUGCAAUGAUUGUUGAUGUUAUUGAUCUCUUGUCUAAGCCAAUUCCUAGUAUCAAUGUUCAUCCACAGUUGGAUGUUCAGUCGUUUGGAGGCCAGGAUGAGCUUGCAUUGGCUAAGGAGGGACUACGGAAGAUCUUUGAUUGCGGGUUAAAGGCUCUAGCUGAUCCCAAAGUGCAAGAGGAGUUUCUCCUUUACUCAGCCACACUGCUAUCAGCUGAGUCAUGCCCCUCAGAAUUGAAGGUUAACCUUUCAUCAUUCAGGUGCAAUCUUUCCGAGGAAACGUCUGCUUUCGUCAAAGCUCAAGAUGAGUUGAAGGUGGCCUCAGACUUAUCAGCCUCAAUCACUCAGAAGAAGUUUGUGGUGCUGCAACAAACUUCAAAGUAUGAUGAGGUGAAGAAAGAAAUUGUCGCCUCGGACGAGAAAGUUGCCGGCUUCAAGGCCAUGAUCAAAGAGUUGGAAGAACAGAUCAAAAGGUUGGAAGCUUGUUUAGCCACAGAAGAGAGCAACAGGGUAAAGAUUGAUGAGGCUAUCGGUUCCAUCGAGAAACAAGUCACCACCGCGAGAGAUGGAUUGGUCUCGGACUUGGCACAAGCGUCUUCCAUGGAAGGAUCGACCCAAGCAGCUAACAAAUUAGUAGCUCGAAAACAGUCGGACUGGGAUAAUCUAAAGCUGAGUUUUACUAAGUUUGCAUGAUGCACUUGACCUAAUUAAGCUGUUGUUUGUAUUUUGGUGGGAUAAACCACAAGUGUCUAUAUGAAUUCCAUU
Messenger RNA from Rosa chinensis, 1115 nucleotides. RefSeq names its product BRCA1-associated protein. The transcript has 5 exons. Gene Ontology annotation, molecular function: zinc ion binding. Bases 33 to 1043 code for a protein of 336 amino acids. The record is from RefSeq and is a predicted model, not a curated record. Lineage: Eukaryota; Viridiplantae; Streptophyta; Magnoliopsida; Rosales; Rosaceae.